Messenger RNA from Meloidogyne enterolobii, 735 nucleotides. NCBI's taxonomy places the organism in Eukaryota, Metazoa, Nematoda, Chromadorea, Rhabditida, Meloidogynidae. The record is from the annotation of a GenBank genome assembly.
AUGUCUUGCACAACAGCUUCGUGUAGAUAUCAAUUCUGUUGGGUUUGUAUGGGAGAUUGGAAACUUCACAUGGCAGCCUCCCCCUUUAGAUGCAAUCGUUUUGAAGGAGGUGGAGAUAUUGCUAAAAAGUUGGGGGCAACUAUAGAUAAAAAACAAAAGGACAAACAAAUGAGUGAAUUGAAUGCCCAACGUUUCAUUUUCUACGCUGGACGAUAUGCAAACCAUGAACAGAGUUUGAAAUUUGAACAUAAGUUUCGUCAACAACUAGAAGAAAAGAUGAAACAAUACCAAACACGCUCUAAAGGCUCUUAUCUUGAUGCUGCCUUCAUUAAAGACGCUGUUGAAGCUUUGGGAAUUGCUAGAAGGGUUCUUCAAUUUAGCUAUGCUUUGGCCUAUUUUCUCAAAGCAGAUAGUCUGUCUACUGUCAUUUUUGUUGACAAUCAGGAAUUUAUUGAAAGGCCAACAGAAGAAUUGUCAAGCCUUUUGGAGCAAAGUGAUAUUAACGCGAUGGAUGAGACUGAACUGAAAAGGAUGAAGACUAAUGCAGUUGCGGUUACCAACAACUUGAAGAAAAGUUGCAAAAAUUUAUUGAAACAUGCCUAUGAUGGGGCAAAAAAUAAAGAAUGGAAGUACUGUGAGGACUUGAUGGGCGAUCUGAAAAGUGGAACUAUGGAACAAAAUUAAAAAGAUAUUAGAAGAUUUGUAUAAAUAAAUAUUUCCUCUCAUGUAUAUACU